Messenger RNA from Symbiodinium natans, 1278 nucleotides. The record is from the annotation of a GenBank genome assembly. NCBI's taxonomy places the organism in Eukaryota, Dinophyceae, Suessiales, Symbiodiniaceae.
AUGGCCUACAAGUGGCUGGCGAAAGUCGCCGGCUACCUCCAGAAGCCUUUGCAACAAGCAGCCUGUUUGGAAUACAAAGGCUCAGGACCCCUUCAGCACGGAGGCCAGGUCGUCUUGGAAUCCGUAACAGAUGCUGACUGGGCUGGGUGCAAGCGAACAAGAAAGUCUCGCUCCUCGGUGCAUCUGUACCUGGGUGGCAGCUUGAUUGCCAGUCACGUUAGAACUCAGAAAUCUGUGUCGCUCAGCAGCGGGGAAGCGGAAUUCGUUGCAAUGGUGAGUGGGGGCACUGAAGUUGUGUUCAUCCGGGAGUGCCUCGACUACUUGAUGAAAGGGUUCGCUGAGAUUGAUGUUGUGCUUCGAAGUGACAGUGCUGCAGCUAGAGGCAUCAGCCAGCGAAUCGGCUGCGGCAAGGUCAGACACUUGAGCUGUGGCCUUUUGCGGGUCCAAGAGGCCAUCAAAGCCAAGGUCUUCCGUGCAAGCCCUGUGUCAGGGCAACGAAACCCCUCUGACCUGGGUACAAAACCUCUGAGCGGCCCUCGCGUCCGAGAGCUCCUAUGUCGAAGUGGAGCAGUGGACGAUGAUGGAAAUCCAUAUGGACUUGAGGACCUUGAGAGAUCCCAGAGCAAGAUGCAAGUGAAAGAAAUGAUGAAAAGCAGCAGAGUGGGCCUAGUGCAUGCGAAGAAAAUUCUGCCGAUCUUGCUUGUGAUGGCCCAAGUGCUUGGGGCUGAUGGUGCAGAGGGCUUGGGCCUCGCCGUGACGAUGGCGAUGAUGGAAGAUGCUCUUCUGUCUGGAGUGGCUACGAUGGCGACUGGCCUGGUAGUAGUGUUGUUUUGGCUUGGGGCUUCGUGGGUCAUUUGGUGGAUCUACAGAUGGGCCCUUCCAGGCCGACGAGCAACUGUGGACCAGGCCAACCAAGCAAAAGUGGAAAAGGUGAACCGCUACACCCAAGCGAGCAUCGGAAUGUCACCAAGCGAGCGGCAGUUCAUGAACGAGUAUGUCGACAGAUGUAGUUUUCUCACCGAAGCCCUGCGUGAAGAACAUCGUACUGUAGAGCAAUGCGAGGAAGCUUUGAUUGAGGUUCGCAAUGAGAAUAGGGAUCUUCGUGCAAGGCUCGCUAGGAGUGAAGGGCUAGGAUAUGCCCCCGAGUCAAUCACAAUCGCAACUCACCGGGGGACAGUGUAUCAUCGUGAAGAUUGCGGAGCCCUGGCCAACAGUCGUCAUAUCACCAGAUACAGGGCCUGUGAUUUUUGUAUUCGGGCCAGGGCAACAGAAAUGUAG